Molecule: messenger RNA, 5651 nt
Organism: Onychostruthus taczanowskii (white-rumped snowfinch)
Lineage: Eukaryota; Metazoa; Chordata; Aves; Passeriformes; Passeridae
Gene: IQCE
Product: IQ motif containing E
Exons: 22
Coding region: 129-2555 (808 amino acids)
Molecular function (GO): protein binding
Source: RefSeq, a predicted model, not a curated record
ACCGCGAGUGUCGCAAAGGGGGCGUGCCCAGUGGAGCGGGGGCGUGGCCAGUGGCCGGUCAGGGGGCGUGACCCGGGCGCGCUCCAGGGGCAGGCGGUGGCUGCGGGACGGUAGCAGCGCUGCGCGGGAUGGAGUUGCGCCUUGCCCGGAGCUAUCCCGGCGCUCUCGGGCAGAAGCUCCCGGCCCGCAAGUGGAGCGGAGCCCUCGCAGAGGCCGCUCAGCCGCCCGCCGGGGUUUCGCUCCCUGCGGGGCCGCUUGGUGUCACCCGCGCUCCGCGGCCAGGCCGAGUCCUCCCCCGACACUGCCUGCAGGCGUGCCCCCGCUCUGCGCAUGCGUCACCACCCCGGGCCGCUGAGGGUUGCCAUGGUUACCGCGACCCGGAAGUGCCGCCGGGGGGCGAUGGCUGCCCCCAGCCCCGAGCCGGCAGCCACGGCCCGAGGGGGGCCCCGCGGCCCCGCCGCCCCCUGAAGCCUUCCCACCUCUCUCCCACCAUGGCCCGGGGGGCCGGCGAAGCGGCCGCGGAGGGGGAGCUGGGAGAUGACAACCUGUCUGUGAUAACCUGCCAGUCAGACACAGCCAUGAAGUUAAAGAAGAAGAUUUUUCACAAGCCUCCAAAAUCACCAAAGUCUCCCUACAGCUCAAGCACACAACUGUAUCCUAGAAAAGCUGCAGCUUGGAGAUCUGUGCAGGGAACGGGCAGUGCUUGUUUUGAGAAUGCAACUGUUGAAAACCCAAGGCAGAUGUGGCUGGGAUUUCUGAAACAAGGAAUGAGCCAUGCUCUGAAAUCAGAUGCUGACACGGGGCAUGUGCGAGCUAACGUUUCCAGUAGCACUCCAGAAUAUUUGAAGGAAGCUCUAGGAAUGAAAAAGCCAAAACAUGCUCGUUCUUCCAGUAAUGGCUACGUUCCUGGAACUCCUGACUACAAAGAGAAAGAAGAUAUGUAUGAUGAAAUUAUAGAACUGAAAAAGACGAUACAAGCUCAGAAGAAUGAGGGAGACCGAAUGAAGACAAAGCUCCGUCGCCUGGAAGAGGAGAACAGUAGAAAGGAUAAACAGAUUGAACAACUGCUGGAUCCUUCCAGGGGCUCUGAGCUGGCACGAGCUUUGUCAGAAAAGAAGACUGAUAAUGGAUGGGUGGUUACUGGAUUAAAGCAGAAGACUGUCAAGCUUGAAGAGCAGUGCAAGGAGAAAGACAACACUAUUAAUGAAUCCCAGGCAGACAUGAAGACCAGUAGUUUGGAAGAAGUGAGGUUAGCCAUGGAAACCUACUAUGAGGAGGUUCAUCGCCUUCAACUCCUCCUGGCCAAGUCUGAGACUAUGAGGAAAAAUGCAGAGGGCAGAGACACCCAGAAACGACUGAAGGCACUGAAUGCUGCUGUGCUGAGGCUCUCCAGGAACAUCAGGGAAAUGCAGGCUGAGAAUCGCAGGCUGAAGGAGGAUCUGGAUCAUGUGCUGAGCACUUCCCCUCCUCACAGUAAAACAAAAAGUAUGUGCUGGAAAGUCAGUGAAGAUUAUAGUGAGUGGAGCAGACAGAGGCUGGUGAGGAAGAUUGUGGAUCUAGAAAAAAAAGUGUGUGCCAUGGAGAGCAGCAGGGUGUCCUUAGGUGAUAGUGAGGCAUCUCAAGUGCUUCCUGAGUCAUCUUCACCUUCUGUGGACCUGGACCAUCCAUCAUCCCAACAUUUAAGUGAGGAAUGCUGUCGCCUCCAGAAGCUGGUGAAGAAACUGAAGAAUGAUAGGCAGGCACUUCAGAACCUCCUGCUCAGUAAAGAAUUAGAUAUCAAGCAGUUACUGCAGGCUAAGGCUGAAGUGGAGCUGGAGCUGCAGAAGUGGCAGAGUAAGAUGGAAGAAAAGAGUACAGAAGAGCAGACUUUAAGUGAGGAAAUCCAGAACCUGACACAGAAAGUAGGGAAACUGGAGUUAAAACUGGAGGAAGAGAAAAGACAAAUGGGAGAAGAUACAGUGGAAAAGCUUAAUAAGGCUCCUCCAGUCUGCACAGGUACAGGCAAAGAAAAUCACAGGAAAGAACAAGCAGCCAGAGUUAUCCAGAGAUACUGGAAGAUGUACAAAAGCAAGAAAGAAGAAGCAGCUGCUCUGCAUGAGGCAGUGGUUCUGCUCCAGGCAGCCUUCAGAGGACAUUUAUCUCGACAGAAAGUGCUGCUGGAUGCUGGGCUGCCUGAUGCAAAGCCUCACACCGAGAACUCCUGCCUGCCUUCCAUGUCAGACUCCUUGAGCUUUUCUUCUGAUUGCAAGGAGAGAGAUGAGAUUGUGACAUUCAUCCAGUCCAUUUUCAGGGCUCACUUAGCACGUACAGGACCGCUUCAGGAGAGGCCCUCUGUGCCCAGUGCCCCCAGUGGGAAAGCAGAUCCUGCAGUUCCCAUCACAGAGAAGAGACCAGACUCAGCAGCACUCCAGAGAUCUUCAGUCCCCACAUCUCCUCUUCCUGGCAGGUCCUGCUCUGCUCCCUGUGUGGCCCUGGAUGAGGCUCACUCCGACGACUCCGACGACGUUGUUGUCCCUCCCUUGCUGCAGGUGAAGAAAAGCUACACCCACUUCUAAGGUUUGCUAACAGGCUCUGGUGGUCUUGAAUUAUUUGGUUCACCAACAAAACGAUUUGUACCAAGAUCAAGCAUAUCAAAGAUGGAAAAAGGGGGAAUAUCAGCCCCUUUUUAAUGACAGUUCACAUGAUUUCAGCCACAAAUGAGUAAUUCUUUGCUAUUUUGUCUCUGUAGAAUUUAUGGCUAAAAGCCACUGACUGACUGUUAGCCUUACCCUCCAGGUACACAGAGAGUUUGCAUUUAAAAACUCAACCAAAACACUUUAAUGUUUUUAAUGAGGAUUAUAAAUUCAGUUGCCAAAAUUAAAUGAAAGCAAUAAAGCCUUAAAAUAUUUAAUGCCAAACAAAGUUUUGUUUCAGGUCAACUAAAAUAAUUUGUUUAAUCAGAAAGUGAUACAUGACGUAAUUCCAGUUUUUAGCCCGUGUAUGCAAAGGGGUACAACUGGUAUUUGUUAUCUGUGCUUUACUAUUUAAAAUUUUUACUGUAUCAUAUUUUAAUGUCUUUCUUUUUAUUUUUAUAUUGAACAUUUACAGUCUGUUCAGACCUUGUAAACAUUUUUAGAAAGCCAUUUCUUUGCCAUAGGACUAUUCUAGGCCCACUGUAUCAGCUGGGUUUUCUUAUUUAUUGACCUUUUCCUGUGUGUGUAUGAUGACAUGUGUAGUACUGCUUUGUGUUGAAAUGUCUGAUGACAUAAUCAGCUUUUGGGAUUUCUCAGGACAGGUGUGUCAUACCAGAAAUGUGCUGUGAAGGGAUACCCCUGUGAGUGUUUUUUCUGCUUAAAAAGUCACAAAUUAUGUGUGUUUUGCAUGGUCAAUUCUCAAUGUGUAAAAAUAUUUGACAUAGGAGAUAGAACUAUCUGGAAUGCUCACCUGACUAUAUUGCUCAUAUCUCAUCAAGGCAGUUUUGUUUGGGAGCAGAAGUAGUAGGUUGGAUUAUAACAGAAAUUAAGACUGCUUCCAGAAAAAGCACUCACAGUGUAAUUAUCCAUGGAAAGAGCAAAGGCCUGAUGGGCUGGUGAGGAUUUCAUCAGAGAGGGUCUUUCCAGAUCUCUGCAGACUGUACUUUUUGACUGGAUAGUUCCUACUGUUGCACCAACAUCCUUCAAAGACAUUGAAAUGUGUGUGGGUUUUUUUAAGGUGAGCUAGAUAAAUCAUGAUACUUAUUGGAAGGGGAAAUGAAUUUUUACAAGCACGUGGUGAAGGUUCUCUGGAAACACUAACGGUUUCUUUGUCAUCAAAGAGUAAUAAAGUCUCCUGUAAACAGAAAGCACACUCUUAAAUAUAAGAUUUUUAUCACCUUUUCUAAAUUAAAAAGCAGUCACCACUGUUUCUCAGAAUACCAAUAAGUCAGGGCUGUCUCAGUUCUGUGAUUUCAAUGAAGACUAUCUGAGGCUUAUCAUAGUUUGUGCCAGUACUUAGAGCCAAAGAGGAAACUGGAUGGCUGCAGCACAAUGCAGCUGAUUUCAUUUCAUCCCAUCGGUGGAAAUGCUGCCUGUGCUAUUUCCAAAGGCAGUUUUGGGAGCUCUCCAUACCCAAAGCAGUCUGAAGAAUGUCAUUUGCACUCCCACUGGGUAAAUUUUUCCUGCUGGUGCUUUGGUCACAUGACUGUCAUCUGCAGAAAGGAUAAAAAAAUAUACAUAAAAGAAAAGGGAUAGAAUCCUUCUGGUAGAAGCUGGGGUAUGUUUCUUUUUCUGGAAGUCACAUUAAGAAGAAGGGUCAUUUUGCUAAAUAGAAGCAGUGCUGUACUGAGUUGUUGUGUAUAAUAUUUCAGGUCUGUAACUGUGACUCUGUCAUGGAUCUCUCCAGAGAGUAACCAGAGAUGAGGCCUGACACAUUAAAGGGAGAGUGUGUAAUGUGUCAGGACCAAGGCUGACACCAAAUACCUGCCUGGCUGUCAUCCUACAGGGAGAUACUGGGGCAGCAAAUGCAAUAAGGAAAACAUUCUUUUACUUUACUGUGCUGUAAUGAGCAAUAUGACAGUAUUAGGAAGUUCAUACAGAGCAGAAGGGCUUGUGUUUGAGCUGAGCAUGUGGCCAGCAGCAGCACUUUCCAUAGACAAAUUCUGGGAUUCAUGGAAAAUAGAACCUUGGAUGACCCAGACACAGGCAGAAACCAGGGUGAAAAGGAACAACUGUUUUCUGGGGUGAACCAAAAUGUAUCUAAAACUUUCUAAAUUUGGGGCUGCUACCUCCCAGCUAUCAAAGAUCUGAUACUAACGUUGAGAUGGCCUUCAAAGUCAUACCUUACCUUGAAAGGUAAUUAUGUGUUCACUUCACAUCAGAAGCUUGGUGUGGUACAGGAGGAAGGGAAGCCUGCACAGUAUUAGCCUUAGGAGUUGUUCUGUUGUACACUGUGAUGGAAUGUGUUGGAGGGAGUAGUGAUUGACACCAGGAUUGGUUCUGUGGUUACCUAUCUGAAUGCCAGUACCCAUAGAUCUGGGAAGAAAUGUGGCACAAAGAAGGAAUAAAAAGUUAAUUUUUGAAUAAAUGGCAUUUUUUUUCGACAGGGAGCUGGGGACAGUAAAAAUCAGUGAGGCUCAAAUCUGCCAAGAUAGGCCCAGUACAAACACACUGUUUCUGAAAAACACCUCUAUAGAAAGCCCUGGAAAUCUUGUGGGGGUGUCAAGGUCUUGAAUGAAAAUUAAACUCCCCUGUAUGCAGUGUAAUCUAAAAGCACACUUUCCAUUCUGUCAAUGAGGAAUAAUGUUUCUGACUUAAAACCAUCUGCAGUUUGCAGCAGUGUUAGUUAGAGAUUGUGUGUGAGUGCAGAGAUCUGACUUUAAUGGGAUGUUAUCUCUCUUGAUCUCUUUUUGCCCUUAAGUGCCUUUGCCUGUAAAUCUUUACUGAGGCAUCAAGACCUGAAAACUGCAUUGUUUCCUGCAUAGCUCUAAAAAUAAUCCCUGCACAGGCAACUUCUAAUGUAGUCAAAAUGGGAAAGGAUUAAUCUUGGCAUAUGAGAGCACCAUUAAUUUUUAUGAUCUUUUUAAUAUUUAGAACUGUGCAAGUAUUUUAUAUAAUUUAUUUUGGGAUCUUUGAAAAGCUAAAACAAUUGCAAUGAAUUUUCUUUGAACUGUUGAAUUUUGAAAUAAAGUUUAUAAC